Tachysurus fulvidraco (yellow catfish) is the source of this 5076-nucleotide messenger RNA. RefSeq names its product potassium voltage-gated channel, shaker-related subfamily, member 1b (gene kcna1b). The record is from RefSeq and is a predicted model, not a curated record. The transcript has 2 exons. Gene Ontology annotation, biological process: potassium ion transmembrane transport; protein homooligomerization. Gene Ontology annotation, molecular function: delayed rectifier potassium channel activity; protein binding. Gene Ontology annotation, cellular component: paranode region of axon; voltage-gated potassium channel complex; neuronal cell body. Lineage: Eukaryota; Metazoa; Chordata; Actinopteri; Siluriformes; Bagridae. The coding region runs from base 1027 to 2508 and encodes 493 amino acids.
CACCACGCUGAGUGUGCGUAUGAAAACCUGCAAUGUGCUUUAACAUCACCAUGGACUUCUUUUCUCUUGCAAAUCUUCAUUCCUCCCACCCUUCCUUUCUCUCGCUCUCUUCAGCCUGCCGGCGUCUGUGUGCCAAAGAGAGUGUGUGUGUGCGGGUGUGAGAGAGAGAGAGAGAGAGAGAGAGAGAGAGAGAGAGAGAGAGAGAGAGAGAGAGAGAGAGAGAGAGUGUGUGUGUGUGUGUGUGUGUGUGUGUGUGUAUGUGUGUUUGUCUCUUGUCUUUGCAUCUCGGGACGUCUGUGUCUUUUUGAUUUGCACCGAAGAGGGAAAAAGCUGUUGAAGCUGCGCCUCGUUGGAAAAAAUGCACUCUACACGCUGUCAUUGGUAUCAUUACGUUUUUCACGCGUCUUCAUCUUGCACCCAUCCGGUUCCUUCGGCAUGACUUCAACACCCCGUUUUAAAGACUUCACUUGCCUGUUAUUGCAAACUCGGAUUGCGUCUGAAACGGAACAUGGGAAGCACCUCUGGAUGUUAAUGAAGACAAAGCAGCCGAUUAAUAUUUCAAGAAAUCGUAUAGUGCUGCGCGUACUGCAGUAAUGCUAUAUUCAUAUUGAAAAAAACAGGGGGGGGGCACUGCAAAGUUGGAGCACCGACAGCACACAUUCACGCACACGCACACACACGCACACACACACACACACACACACACACACACACACACACACACACACACACACACACACACACACACACACAAGGGCGCGCACACACACACAGGUGGAGUGACCCGGUAUCGAGGAAGCCCCGAAAACCUCGCCAAAGUGGUGAGUGAAAGAAGAUGAUGCAGUGGUCUACUGGAACUGGGAGCAGUCGAAUUGGUAGUAAAAAGGAACCAUAUGAGUUUUCUCUUCUUAUGGGGCUUGUGUCAUAGCUGUUGUAAACAGUGGAGAGCAGAGACAAUACAGGAGCUGGAUGUCUGCUCAUCUAGCUUCAAUAUUUUUUCUGGUAUUGUGAGCCUAAGCUGCAGAAAUGACUGUGGUGGCAGGAGAUAACAUGGAUGAGACCUCAACCCUGCCAGGGCAUCCACAUGAUCCGUACCAACAUGACCAUGAGGACCACGAGUGCUGCGAGCGUGUUGUUAUCAACAUCUCAGGCCUGCGCUUUGAAACUCAACUCAAAACACUUUCCCAGUUCCCAGACACACUGCUGGGAAAUCCCAAAAAGCGGAUGCGAUACUUUGACCCUUUAAGGAAUGAAUACUUCUUCGACAGGAACCGGCCAAGCUUUGAUGCCAUCCUCUACUACUAUCAGUCAGGUGGGCGGUUAAGAAGACCUGUCAAUGUCCCUUUAGACAUGUUCUCUGAAGAGAUCAAAUUUUAUGAGCUUGGAGUAGAGGCAAUGGAAAAAUUUCGUGAGGAUGAGGGCUUUAUUCGUGAAGAGGAGCGUCCACUGCCAGACAAUGAAUUUCAGAGACAAGUAUGGCUCCUGUUCGAACACCCAGAGAGCUCAGGCCCUGCACGAGGCAUUGCAAUUGUGUCAGUAAUGGUCAUUCUGAUAUCUAUAGUAAUAUUUUGUUUGGAGACCUUGCCAGAACUCAAAGAGGAUCCACAAGGGCGUUUGCAGACUAUUGGGAACAGCACUUUUUUCUACAAGCCAAACAUUUUCACAGACCCCUUCUUUAUUGUGGAAACCCUCUGCAUCAUUUGGUUCUCAUUUGAACUGAUUGUACGUUUUUUUGCUUGCCCGAGCAAGGCAGCGUACUUUAAAAACAUGAUGAACACGAUAGAUGUAGUGGCAAUCAUUCCCUAUUUCAUUACGCUUGGCACAGAGCUUGCUGAAGAUGAAGAGGGGAAGGAAGUAAAGGUAUCGGGUGAACAGGCCACAUCUCUGGCAAUCCUCAGGGUUAUUCGUCUUGUCCGGGUGUUUAGGAUCUUCAAAUUGUCAAGGCACUCUAAAGGACUGCAGAUAUUGGGGCAAACGCUGAAAGCCAGCAUGAGAGAGCUGGGCCUCUUAAUCUUUUUUCUUUUCAUCGGUGUCAUCUUAUUCUCUAGCGCAGUGUAUUUUGCAGAGGCUGAAGAGAAGGAGUCCUUCUUCACCAGUAUUCCUGAUGCAUUCUGGUGGGCCGUGGUGUCAAUGACUACCGUGGGCUACGGUGAUAUGUACCCUGUGACCAUCGGUGGCAAGAUUGUGGGUUCCCUUUGCGCCAUUGCUGGUGUGCUCACCAUUGCACUUCCCGUCCCUGUGAUUGUGUCCAACUUUAACUAUUUUUACCACAGAGAAACAGAAGGAGAGGAGCAGGCACAGCUCCUUAAUGUGAGUAAUCCCAACAUUGCAUCUGACUCCGACUCCAGUCGACGCAGCUCAUCUGUCAUAAGCAAGUCGGAAUACGUGGAGACAGAUGAUGACAUGAAUAACAGCAUUGACAAUUUUAGGGAGGCAAACCUGAGAACUGGGAACUGCAUCUCAAACCAGAACUGUGUGAAUAAGGGCAAGCUUCUGACCGAUGUGUAAUUCUGGUUUUAUUUUAUUUUCAAGAAACAACAAACAUGACUUAAUAAUAAGGGAAUGCUUUAUAUAGGCCUAGGUCAAUGCAUUAUUGCAUUGUAUUUGCUUUACCAAUACAAGGAAUAUAUUCAUAAGCCACUGAAUUUUAAAAUGCUUGCUGAAAAUAAAGAUAUUGUAGAUAAAAAAGGAGAAGAAAUACAGUUCCAAAUGGAAACUCUGUCCACCUGACAGUAUGAUGAGAAGGAAAGUAGACUAGACAUGGAUUAUUAUGUCUAUAACAUCUGGAAUUGAGUUCCUGAUUGAGUUCCAGAUUCUGAUAUGUUGUCUCUUUUUUGGGUGAUAGGUGCAGUUGAUCUCAAGGCUCACUGAACAACAAUGCACCUCAUUAUUAAUGGAAAAAUCAUGGCUUCUUGCCAGUGCUCAUAUUUCUCCAUCAGAUGCUAAAACUCUUAUUACUAUAAGAUCCUAUUCCAUGUGAAAAAAGAACAUGGCUUUUGGAAGUGUAUAAGCAUGUUGAAAUAUUCUUCGGUUAUCAAUCAUGGCAUGCUCAAAUCAUUACCUCAAUAUUUUCUCUAUUCAUUUACAUAUUGCCCUCAGAAUUCAGACUUUGGUUUUGCAAAAUGCAGUGCUUAUGUUUUGUUGCUGGUAUGGAUUGAGAAAUGAAUGUUUAAUCGUAAGGUUAGUGAAGGAGCAGUGAAGCUUUGAGGCCUACUCAACUCAGGUACUAUGUAUCUUGAUAUAAUUUUAGCAUGGCACCAUUAUUAAAAAGAUCAUAAUGGAUCUUUUUGUAUAUACUUGUUAAUACUGGGAUCCAUACUAAUUUUAACAAUAUAUUUUGAAAUAAUAUAGGAGUAUAUUGUAAUGGCAUUUAUUAGCAAUGCCAUUCCACUCUGAAUAGUAUUACAUCUGCAGUUAAUGGGACAUACAGUAGAGGUAAAACCAUGCAAAUUAUAGAACUGGCAAUUAAUGGAAACUGUUUUAAGAUACGUAAAUUAGGUCUUUGUAGGAUUCCAGGGUAUCUGAUGAUCAGUGAGAUGAACUUUUUGUAUAUGGCUGAUUCAUUAGGCUAUAUCUACAUCUGUCAAUGCAAUGCUUUAAAAGUCAAACAAAUGCAUUCAUGCUUGUCUUAUCAACUUAUCAAUCGGUGAACUUCUGAAAAGCCACUGUACAGCUUUCAUUAACUACCCUUUACUGCUGAAACACAAUUAAGAUUCACAACAUAUUAACCAGUCAACUUUACACGUAAAAUAUUUAGUGUAUCUGCUUUGACAUCUAUGCUGUUUGAAGAUAUACAUAUAUUACUCUGUAUAUGUUGCAUAUAGUGCCUUUAACCCCUUUACUGACAGAAUUUUAAAAAAGUGCCUCCAUGUACAAUAACAUCAGUUUUACUGUGCAACUCCUUUUAACUGUAUGAUGCAAUGUCAAGGACCAAUUUGAUUAUGAUUUGUACUAUAAUAGUCAGAAUAUGCACAGGAAAACAAAGUGAGUCCAUGACAAAUUUCAGAAUGAACAAGGUUCAUCACAAGGCUUCAGUGUGCAGAAAGUCAUGAUUUGCUGAUUGUUAAAAUCAAAUCUGCUUGAGAAGGUGUACAAGGGAAAGUAAAAACUGUUAGACCUCAGAAAACCAGUGGGAUAUCCUUGUUUUUGCCCUGUCAAACAUUGUACAUACAGUAAAACCUGGUCGAUGAGUUAAUCUGAGAAACAGUAAAUGUUGUGUAGAGGUGAGUUAGAAAUAUAUAUUUUUCAUCUUUUUGGAUGUCUGUCCAUCCAUCUCUUUUAUUUUUAUUUUUUUUAGUGUCUGUCUACCUCAAUGUGCUCAUGUAUGGACUAAAAUCCCAGAAGCUUAACAUCCUGCUAGGCAUUCUACCACUGCCUUUUCAAACAACUGUUAAAGAACCAUUAUCUGCUAGUUUAUUCAAAAUAGUGUAAAGGUUUGUGACACUAUUUAAAAAGUGAUCAGCUAUCAAAAUAUAAUCUGAGGCACCAUAGGUAUUCCCUUUUCCAAGAAAUGUUCAACAGAUUUUUAACACUGGAAAUAUAGCAACCUGCUGCACAGAGAAAACAGUAUAUUUAUCCAUAUAACGACAACUGAUAAUUAAAGGGGACCAAUAACAAAUACUUUGUAAACCAGAAAAAUAAUGCUAAACUGGAGAUUACACUGUAUGAUAUGCUGAGCUGCAUGUCUUCGAAAAGCAGUUUGCUAAUCUUCUCAGAGGAAGAAGCCAAGUUAGGAAGGAGUUAGAUUGUUACUGCUAGAAAAAGCUGCAGCACUUUGUCACCUGUAAGUGUAUAAAUAGAUCUUAUAAACCAAGGAAAACAAUGUAGCAGCAGUAUUCUUUAAUCCCCGGGAAGCACAAGUGUUUAAUAAGCAAAGUACUGUCCCUAUAUAUUUCUAUAUAAUAAUACAUAACUUUAAUAGAGGCCAAAGCUGUAGGAAGGAACUAACUUAGAAGCCAUUACAGAUAAUCACAAGGACCAAUAAUAGUUCUGUUUUAACUCUUCAGUUUGGAUGAAGAGCAUGACUGAAAUUUAACUGCCAUUAUAUAUUUUAAAGCAUUUGGUAACGAUUCAACA